AUGGAGGAGCUCGGCAUCUCAUCUUUGAAGCGCACAGAGCCUACGCUUGAGGAUGCAGCCGCUGAAAAGGCGGCCAUCCGACAGGAGAUGGCGGCGGAGGAGGACACAUAUCUUCGUUUCAAGAAGCUGCAGCAGCACCUCGAGUUCCUCAACACCAUGGAAGAGUACGUCAAGGACGAGCAGAGAAACUUGAAACGCGAGCUCGUACGAGCGCAAGAGGAGGUCAAGCGUAUCCAGUCGGUACCUCUCGUCAUCGGCCAGUUCCUCGAACCUAUCGAUCAGCACACGGGCAUCGUCGGUUCCACCACGGGCUCCAACUACGUAGUACGCAUCCUGUCCACAAUCGACCGCGAGCUGCUCAAGGCAAGCUCGAGUGUAGCAUUGCACCGCCACUCGAAUGCAUUGGUCGACGUGCUGCCGCCAGAGGCCGACUCAUCCAUCGCCAUGCUCGGGCAGGACGAGAAGCCAACAGAGACGUAUCAGGAUAUCGGAGGUAUGGACAUUCAGAAGCAGGAGAUCCGGGAAGCUGUCGAGCUCCCACUGGUGCAGUUCGACCUGUAUCGCCAGAUCGGCAUCGACCCACCGCGCGGUGUGUUGCUCUACGGUCCACCAGGAACGGGAAAGACGAUGCUGGUCAAGGCGGUGGCCAACGCAACCACCGCCAGCUUCAUCCGUGUCGUAGGCUCCGAAUUCGUGCAAAAGUAUCUCGGCGAAGGACCAAGGAUGGUGCGUGACGUCUUCCGACUGGCGCGCGAGAACGCGCCUUCCAUCAUCUUCAUCGACGAGAUCGACGCCAUUGCCACCAAGCGUUUCGACGCGCAGACGGGUGCCGAUCGAGAAGUGCAGCGUAUCUUGCUCGAACUGCUCAACCAGAUGGAUGGGUUCGACCAGGGCAGCAACGUCAAGGUCAUCAUGGCAACCAACCGAGCCGACACGCUCGAUCCGGCGUUGCUGCGUCCCGGUCGUUUGGACCGAAAGAUUGAGUUCCCCACACCGUCACGUCGAGAGAAGCGACUGAUCUUCCAGACCAUCUGCGGCAAGAUGAAUCUCAGUCCAGAAGUAGAUUUGGAGGACUAUGUCGGACGACCCGAUAAGCUUUCCAGCGCCGAGAUUGCCAGCAUCUGCCAGGCGGCUGGUCUGCAGGCGGUGCGCAAGAACCGUUACGUGAUCAUGCCGGAGGACUUUGAGGAGGCGUGGAAGCAGAUUGUCAAGAAGCCGGACGACUCGAAGAUGGAGUUCUACCAGUAA
This is a messenger RNA of Pseudozyma hubeiensis SY62, 1248 nucleotides long. RefSeq lists its product as hypothetical. Gene Ontology annotation, biological process: proteasome-mediated ubiquitin-dependent protein catabolic process. Gene Ontology annotation, molecular function: proteasome-activating activity; ATP binding; ATP hydrolysis activity. The record is from RefSeq and is a predicted model, not a curated record. Gene Ontology annotation, cellular component: proteasome regulatory particle, base subcomplex. The transcript has a single exon. Bases 1 to 1248 code for a protein of 415 amino acids. Lineage: Eukaryota; Fungi; Basidiomycota; Ustilaginomycetes; Ustilaginales; Ustilaginaceae.